Molecule: messenger RNA, 1343 nt
Organism: Mercurialis annua (annual mercury)
Lineage: Eukaryota; Viridiplantae; Streptophyta; Magnoliopsida; Malpighiales; Euphorbiaceae
Product: tobamovirus multiplication protein 1-like
Exons: 11
Coding region: 252-1118 (288 amino acids)
Source: RefSeq, a predicted model, not a curated record
AACGAAUAUGCCACCCGAACCAAGUCUUCCAUUUCCUCUUCAACUAAUCACCCCUCCACGUGUCGCACCCUCCUCCUCCACGUGUCAUCCUCUCUUCUCUCCAACUGUCAACUCAAAUCCACAUCCCAUAUAUUUCUCACAAUCAUAACCACCUUUUCUUUCUUCUGAUCCUUUCUAAAUUUGUUCUUGGCUCUCCAGAUUCUUGAAAAUACAAACAUUAUAAUAUAAAUUUUAGCCUAAAGUUUUCAAGAAUGAGAUGGGUUUAUAAUGAUUUUUAUUACAGUGGAUCCAAUGGGUUUCAUGGACAUUGGUGGGACGAGCUUGAUGAUUCAGAGGAAUGGCAACGUGGGAUUUUUUAUUUCUUGAGUUGUUCUUAUGCAUUGGUCUCUUUUGUUGCUCUGGUACAACUUUUCCGUAUCCAAUUGAGAGUGCCGGAAUAUGGGUGGACAACGCAAAAGGUUUUCCACUUGAUGAAUUUUCUGGUGAAUGGAUUGAGGGCGGUACUCUUCGGUAUGUACAAGGACGUGUUUCUCAUUAAACCAAAGGCCCUUGAAAUCAUGCUUCUUGAUCUUCCCAGCCUUCUGUUCUUUUCAACGUAUACAUUACUAGUUCUGUUCUGGGCUGAGAUAUAUCACCAGGCAAGAAGCCUUCCAAUUGACAAACUGAGACCCACGUAUUACAUCGUAAAUGGGUUCGUAUACCUCAUACAGGGAUGCAUCUGGAUAUACUUAAGAGUAAGCAAAAGUCCUGUCGCAGAGGAACUAUCAAAACUCUUCUUUUCAGCUAUCUCAUUCUUUGCUGCGCUUGGGUUCUUGAUUUAUGGUGGGAGGUUGUUCGUCAUGCUGAGGAGAUUCCCUAUCGAAUCUAGAGGUCGUCAAAAGAAGCUAUAUGAGGUUGGCUGCGUGACAGCAAUUUGCUUUACUUGUUUCUUGAUUAGAUGUUUUGUGGUUGCGUUUUCCGCAUUUGACAUGAAAGUUGACCUUGAUGUCUUGAAUCAUCCCCUACUUAACCUUAUGUAUUACAUGGUGGUAGAGAUAGUACCGUCUGCACUGGUGCUCUUUAUCUUGAGAAAGCUGCCUCCGAAGCGCAUCUCCGAUCAAUAUCACCCCAUAAGCUAGGCAAUCUCAACAUAAUCUGUUUGAGAAUAUCUAAAAACAAUUAAGGAAAAAGGGAAAAAACAAAGAUAAAAAGGAAAUUAAAAGCUACAUAAGAUGCUAUGGUAGCUCAAGUUGUAUUUUCUUUUGGUUCUUUGUGUAUAUUCUGAACACAUUACUUAAUGGACUUGUAGUAAUUCUUUGGCUGAAAUAUUUUUCGAGGCGUUUAUAUAAUAAGAGAUAUCAUAA